AAACAAGCGAGCCUCGAAUUAAUACACCUGCUGUCUGAAAUGCCAGAAAAAGCGCAAAUUAAUUUUUUCUCGUUUUGUUUGACAAAUCUUGCGGAGGAUAAUGACAAAGUGCAAACAGGAUGUUUUAUCACAGACUAGUUCCAGGUCUCUUCCUAUUCGGAAGAGCAGGUGUUGGAUCGACAAGAUGGCAGAAGGCGCGCUUACAAAGGCCGUUAACAAGAAGUACCCUGGUUUUACUUACGAAACAGAAGGGAGGUGGCAAGGUCCUUUCUGUUUCAUCCAUGCUGCAGACACGCAAUUUGGUCUGAUCGAUUCAUGGAAUGAAGUCCCGCUUGCUGAGCAAACAUGGGCGAAGGAGAUCGUCCUGACGCGAAAGGCCAUUUCGGCCGCAAACAAGUUGUCACCGAAACCACGGUUCUUUGUGGUUUGUGGUGACUUGGUGAACGCUUUUCCUUGGGAACAAUAUAACGAUCCACAAGUUGAGGAUUUUAAGAAGAUUUUCAAAGAACUCGACCCCAGUAUACCGCUCAUUUGCGUUUGUGGAAACCACGACGUGGGAGAUUCGCCAACACAAGAAUCUUUGCAAAAGUAUAGGAACAAUUUCGGCGAUGACUUCUAUUCUUUUUGGGUUGGAGGAGUUUUCUUUAUAGUUCUCAAUAGUCAGUUUUAUAAAGAUGCCAGUCAGGUAACCAAGCACAAACAGGAACAAGACAACUGGCUAGAUGAACAGCUUGGAUUCGCAAAAACAUGUGGAGCACAACAUGUUGUGGUGUUUCAACACAUUCCUUGGUUUUUUGGCAAUCCUGAUGAGAAUGACGGUUAUUUCAAUAUUAAGAAAAACAUACGCAAACAAAUGCUAACAAAGAUAAAGAACGCAGGAAUUAAAUAUGUUUUUGCAGGUCAUUAUCACAGAAAUGCCGGUGGUUUUGAUGAGGGGUUGGAAAUGGUUGUCACAAGUGCUAUUGGUCAGCAAAUUAACAAUGACAAAGAUUCAGGAAUGAGGAUUGUCAGUGUGGGCUCAGAAAAAAUCACUCAUGAGUAUUAUGAACUGGACAGUGUUCCAAGCAGUGUUACUCUUUAAUCAUCAGCCCAAUCUCAGUGAAAGAGUUUUUAAAACCCAAUACAAUCAUUUUGCAGUCAAAAAAGUGAUCAUUUCAGUAGUUUUAUCCUAAUUAUUGUCAACUUACAUUCUGUAGCUAGCUUGUACUAACAGCUUUACUGCUGCAGUGUCAAUUAUUGUCGGCAUCUGUUUGGAAGUGACAGAAGCAGCAGUAUGCUCCAGAGGAGUGCUGGUUAGUAUGCCUUUAGGCAGAAGAGAUUAACUUACUGGUAUGUUGUGAUUCUGGAAGUAUUUGAUAUGGAGACAAAUUUUCUCUGAUAGUCAAUACAUGUAAUUAUUGUUUUUGUCUCGAAAUCACUCAAGACUACCCUGCAAGACGGAGAUUCCCUUCUCUUUCUGCUUGGCCUAUUACAGUGUUUUGAAAGAGCAUUUCCUUUUUGAGUGCGAAAAUGCGAAACCAUGUGAUUAUUUCCCAUUGACGGUUAUUUAUUACUAUCAUAACAGACUCAUGAAAGAUGAUUCACACCUAGAAAAGUUGCUGAGUUUGUAUUAGAGAUUAUUAUCACUCUAACAUAGAAUAACAGAAAUCUUAUCUUGAAAGCAUUAUGUUCGCAGAGGUAAAUGUGAAUUUGUUACAGUGUACAUUUGGAGCUGCAUGUACAUGCAUGCAAACCAUACAUGAAAAUUUUGGUGACAGCAGAGGCAAAUCUUAUUACCAAUCAAAUGGUGUUUGUGAAAUUUCUAUUGCUUCAGACCAUCAUGUACAAGCCUUUUGGCUUGAUUUUAAUUUAAUAUUACCUGUAUAUACAUAAAUACUGUCAAAUGUGAUCCUUUUGAAUUGUUGUUGUACUUAAACAUCUGGGGUUACUGGAGUAGGAAAUAUAAUGUAAGAUGAAGGGUAUCGCUAAGAGACUUGAAUGGCUGUUUUUGCGGAAAAUCAAUUGUAGAAAUCAUAGCAAUGUGAACAUCAUUUAAACAGUUGACGACAUAACCUUCUAUUAAUUUUUAUUUGUUUUACUCUUUAUUGUCAUACAACAUUGGAUUACUUGUAACCACUGACUUGUUAAGAAAGGCAUCACUACAAGUGAUGAGUGUUUAAUCGACAAUUGGAGAAACUUUCAACAUGUUCAUGUCAUUGUUAUACUGUCAUAAAAAAUGACUUGUGGAAAUUUGAGAUCAUGAGAGAAUAAUUUAGAAAGCAGGAGUGUUGUGACAGUGUGGUUCUUAAUUAGGGGUUAAUUAGUUGUAGUCAUUAUGAUGUAGAUUUAAUCCCACAAAAAUUGAAACAUGCUUUGCUAUAGUUUAUACCCUGAUAAAAAAGAAUGAUGGCUUUUUAACCAAUCACAGCAUGUACAGAAUCAAAAUUGCAUUGUAAAGGACAGCAAUAACAAAGUAUAUUAGAAUCACCAAGUGUUAUUUAAGUCACAUUGUGUAGUAUAUUGCUUUUUCAUCUAUAUUUAAGGGAUUUCAGA
Molecule: messenger RNA, 2532 nt
Organism: Orbicella faveolata
Lineage: Eukaryota; Metazoa; Cnidaria; Anthozoa; Scleractinia; Merulinidae
Product: serine/threonine-protein phosphatase CPPED1-like
Molecular function (GO): hydrolase activity
Source: RefSeq, a predicted model, not a curated record